CUUAUUUAUAACCUUACUAUCUUCAAUAUAUUUAUGACAAUAUCUUGUUCAUUUAAGGUCUGGUAUUAGUUUUACCACUUUGAUAUUUAAAAGAUGUCGGUUUCUACUGCUGAAGACGAUAAGCUGAAUAAAAUUUCAAAGAAAGUCUCCAAAAUUCUAGAUUCACGAAUUGAAAAUGAUAAAGAAGCAUUGACAGCUUUAAAAGAACUAUCAAACUAUUUUCCUGAAAAUAGUAUUCAAGCUAGAAGAAAUCUUCGUAGUACCAUUGAGAAAAGGAGUCUAGGCAUCAAUGAAGGUUUUUUAAAUGAGUUUAGGAAAAUAAAGGAAAAUUUGGACUUAAUAUAUGAAGAUGUUUAUCAGAUGAACCAGACAGUUCAAACUAUGUCUGCUCAUCUUCAUAAUACCAAAGCUCAAACACAUAAACUCAUUGAACAAACUACAAAACUACAGGCUGAAAGUACGAAACUUUCAUUACAAGAAGUGAUAUCCAAAACCUUUAUUAAAACAUUUCAACUUACCCCUGAAGAAGUGUCAACAUUACGUAACACAAGCAUUACAAAUGAAUUUUUUGCAGCUUUGGAAAGAGUUCAAACAAUACAUAGUAAUUGUAAGAUACUUAUGCAGAGUGGUCAUCAGACUCUGGCAUUAGAAAUUAUGGAUCAAAUGUCUUUAUAUCAGGAAGCAUCACUUGAAAGAUUAUAUAGGUGGGCUCAAUCUUACUGCAAGAAUAUUGAAUCACCAGGAACAAGCCAGCUUUUAACAAGAGCUAUAUCUAAGUUGCAAGAUCGGCCUAUGCUUUUUAAAUAUGUCAUUAGUGAAUAUUGUACCCAUCGCAGAAGCGUCCUUGUCAGAAUCUUCCUCGAUGCUCUCACUAAAGGUGGACCUGGAGGGACUCCCAAGCCGAUUGAAAUGUCAGCACAUGACCCACAGAGAUAUAUUUCAGAUAUGUUAGCUUUUCUCCAUCAAUCAAUUCCAGGAGAAAAUGAAAAUCUUCUCUCUUUUCUUAAAGACUGUGACAAAAUUGAUGUUACAGAAGAAAUUCAAGAGUCAUUGGCUAAUAUUUCUGAAGGUGUUGUUACUCCUUUACGUAUAAGAAUAGAACAUAUAGUUGCAUCUGAAAUUUCAUUGAAAACUCUUUACAGUAUUACCAAUUUACUCUGUUUUUAUCGGCAGACAUUUUCACAGGAAAUAUCUGAAACAAGUGGGCUUGUUAGAGGUCUGAGAGAAUUGGAAGAGGCAAGUGGCCAUACCCUAAUUGGAAAGUUGUCGAGUGUUGUUGGAAAAGAAGUUAUUGAACGAGUAGCAAUGCCACCUUCUGAUCUCAGUCCUUCCCCUGGAGUUGAAUCGUUACUCAACCUCCUUAAAGAAUUAUUGUCUGUUGCUCCAGUUUCAGAAUCUCAGCAUUAUUACCUUAACAAGAUAGUGGCAUCUGUUCUGGAUCCUUUAUUGCAAGCUGUCAAUAUUAGUGCUUCACGACUUGCAACAACUGAUAUGGCUGUUUAUUUGCUUAAUUGCCUUCACCUCAUUAUAUCUACUGUCUCACUAUAUGAGUUUGUAGAUGACAGAAUCGAAAGACUACAGGCCCAGUGUGAUGCUCAGAUUGACACGUUAACCUCUGAACAAGCUAGUUUUUUUGUAGCCAAUCUUAAUCUUGGACCAAUUUAUACAAUACUACAAGAUCAUGGCAAAGCAGGUCCUUUAUCACAAAUUCCUGGGAUGCAGCCUGCCUCGCUUCUCAAUUUUAUCAAUAAAUUUGACAAUUUUACUUCGAUGCCUGAACUUCUUCUUCUUCCUCAAGUUACAUGCCUUUUAAGUAGCAGCCAUCGGGCGACUGUUCAAAAACGUUCAAUUCAAGUCAUUAUUGCUAUCUAUACCCAACUGUAUGAUGCUGUCAAUGAUCCUUACAAUGGAUAUCCAGAUACUAUGAAUUUACAACCACCGAAAGAUGUUUCAGAAGUUCUUUUUGGUGCAAAAGGUGGUUCAUGAACAAAAUAGGACUUCAUGGAAGCCUUGAGCCAAUUAAAAAUUAAAAAAAAAAAAAUGAUAAUUGUUAUUUUCUUGAAAGUUUAU
Molecule: messenger RNA, 2070 nt
Organism: Nezara viridula (southern green stink bug)
Lineage: Eukaryota; Metazoa; Arthropoda; Insecta; Hemiptera; Pentatomidae
Source: the annotation of a GenBank genome assembly